UGCUGCUCCUGCAUGUCGUCUCUUCUCACUGAUCGUUCUUCUCAUCGCCGUUGGAUCGUCAGCGGCGCCGGCGUCGGUGACGCUUGGCGUGGUGCUAGACCUGACGAGCGAUGUGGGAAGGAAGAGCCUCACUUGCAUUUCCAUGGCCCUCGACGACUUCUACGUGAAAUACCCGAGCUACGCCACGCGUGCGGAGCUGAGCGUGAGGGAUUCGCGUGGAGACCUCUUCACGGCGGCAAAGACUACCGAGGAGCUCAUGGACAAGAAUGGCCAGGUGCAAGCCGAAGCCAUCAUCUCGCCUCAGACAUCACCGGAGGCCGAGAUAUUCGCCGGCAUCGCCGAACGCAACAGCAUCCCUAUACUUUUUUCCUCCGCCACAUCGCCGGCAUCGAGCUCGUCGCAAUCACGUUUGUUCGUGCGCACCGCACCCAACAUCAGCUCCCUGGCGCCGCCGAUUGCCGCCAUCUUCGAGGCAUUCGGGUGGCGCGCAGCCACCCUGCUCCACGAGGACUCGCCGUAUGGCAUCGGCUUCCUGUCGGCGCUGGUCCACGCCUUCCAAGGUUCAUGCAGCUUAACCGAUAGCGUGGCUGUGCCAGUAGAUGCGACAGACAGCCGCCUUGACAAGGCGCUCUAUUCGAUCAUGAUUGUGCCGACACGGGUGUGCAUCGUGCACAUGCGUCCAGCUCUUGCCGCGCGCCUCUUCCGUCGGGCCACUGCCGCCAUGAUUACGGGGCGGUAUGUCUGGAUUACCACCGCUGGCGUGGGCAACGCGGCGGACAACCUUCCUGCCCACGGUGACAUCGAUGAUGUGCAGGGGCUUGUCAGCCUGCUGCCUUAUGUACAAGCAACGGAUCAAGUCAGGAACUUCUCAAGACGGUUUAAGGUGAGGUUUCGGCAGGAGAACCCAGGUCUCGAGCAUGACGACCUGAAUGUGCCCGUGUCGCUGAUGUGGUUGUAUGACACAGCAUGGGCAGCCGCAGCAGCAGCUGAGGUCUCCUUCCUAACGCCACCGCUAACAUUGCUCGAUGCUCUGCUCAUCACCAAGUUUGACGGCCUGACUGGAAGGUUCAGGCUGGUCGACGGACAGAGGCAGGUAUCGGCGUACGAGAUCGUGAAUAUCAUAGGCCAAGGCUCCAGGACGGUCGGUUUCUGGACGCCGGAGUCGGGAAUCUCGACGAGCUUGUACCCCAAUAGUGCACGGAAAGAGCUCAAGCAGAUCCUCUGGCCAAGCGAGAUGUCGGGCAUCCCGGUGGGGUGGAGCUUGUCUCCCAACGGACGGGUGCUCCGUGUCGCCGUCCCCGUGAAGUCCGGAUUCCCCCAAUUGGCGGGGACUUCCAGCGAUCCAACCAGGGGCGGCAGGGACACAGUGUCAGGCUACUGCAUAGACGUGUUCGACGCGGCCAUGAAAAGACUCAACUAUCCAGUUCAUUACAUCUACUCCAUGUGCCAGUUAACGCUAGCAUGACGUCAUAUGAAACGCUUGUGGACCUGGUGCAUGACAAGAAAGUGGACGCGGUGGCAGGAGACAUGACGAUCACCCGGAGCAGGAUGACGCGGGUUUCCUUCACGAUGCCAUUCGCGGAGACGGGUUGCUCAAUGAUGAUGGCCGAGGUC
Triticum dicoccoides is the source of this 1614-nucleotide messenger RNA. RefSeq names its product glutamate receptor 2.8-like. NCBI's taxonomy places the organism in Eukaryota, Viridiplantae, Streptophyta, Magnoliopsida, Poales, Poaceae. The record is from RefSeq and is a predicted model, not a curated record. The transcript has 3 exons. Bases 143 to 1465 code for a protein of 440 amino acids.